ACAUUUCCCAUGAGCCUCUUUUCCGGAAACGUCAUUUUCCCUCGCCAGCCUGAAGCUAACUGAGGAAUCAGGAAAGCAGCAAAGAAUUUAUAAUUCCGUAAUGUACGUGUAUAGUAAUAGUUUCUAAUUUUUUUUGUCAGUUAGCCUAGACUUCAAAGCAGCUAUUUCAGUUUGUAAAGUUUAGUGAGUUACUUCGGUGCUUCAUAUAUCCUCUGUUUAUCCUCGAGUGGAGCUGUAGUUAGCCUGUGAGUGUCUACUAACAGAAAAGAGCAGCACAACAGCCUAUGGAGAAAACACCUCUGAGAAAUACAUUAGAGAAUGAAACGCCUGAGCCAAGCGGGCCCAGUGUGGCCAAGCCAAUGAGUGCUGCACUGAAGGACAGAUUAAAAAGAGCACGGCGUUCUUUUACUUCCCCACUCAGCGUGGUUAAAAGACUUAAAAUUGAAGAGGACGAGUUCCCACAGGCUUCAAACAAAGAGACGACCCCGGGUGACGAGGGUGGAAUUGAUGUCAACAGAAAUGAGUCUGGAAGAGAAGACUGUCUGAAGAGCUUUGGGUCGGAUUACCCUCAGCGCUCUCAAUGUGAAUUACUUCAGCUUCGAGAGAAAUUAAAGAAAGAUGUUAAGGAGAAAUCUGAAACUCUACGAAGGCUUAAGAUGGUCAAAAUGUACAGAACGAAGAAUGACCUGACCCAGCUGCAAGGACUGAUAGAUAAAUGGAGACAAUGUGCUCAGGCAGUGCUGUAUGAACUACAGACAGAAUUGCCUACAGAUGGCCAGAAGGCCAGUCUCUCCCAGCUCAUUGACCACUUUGGACUGGAGGACAGUAUACUUCACUUCAACAGGACAGAGGAGGAAUUCACAGACAGCUGAUGUACAAAUAGUGUUUUUUAUGUUGUUCAUCAUCAGCCUUCGGGUGUUUGAAACGGGCUCUUUAAAGUGUUUUAAGUGGCAGCAGUGAACCUUCAUUUAAACACUGCAGGAGGUAAAUGAAAUUGUUCCAUAAUUGUGGUUUUGUUCAGAUGAAAUACCGCUGCAUUUCUAAAAUUACAAAUGGAACCUCCUGAUGAACCUUGUGUUAGCUUUAUUUAACUGUUUUGCACUUUGUGGCACAUUUGUCUCUGUGCUCUCAUAUAACAUGGAUGCAUUUUUGUGCCUGUUCUAUAUUUAGUUAAAAUGUGAUUGUAAAUAAAGGUAAAUAACAUUCUUA
This is a messenger RNA of Pangasianodon hypophthalmus (striped catfish), 1209 nucleotides long. RefSeq names its product SWI5-dependent homologous recombination repair protein 1 (gene sfr1). Gene Ontology annotation, cellular component: Swi5-Sfr1 complex. Gene Ontology annotation, biological process: positive regulation of DNA-templated transcription; double-strand break repair via homologous recombination. NCBI's taxonomy places the organism in Eukaryota, Metazoa, Chordata, Actinopteri, Siluriformes, Pangasiidae. The record is from RefSeq and is a predicted model, not a curated record. Bases 285 to 872 code for a protein of 195 amino acids. The transcript is spliced from 3 exons.